AUGGCCGACGACGCCGCCACGUCCACGGAAGAGACGCAGAUCACCUUCAAUGUCAAGGCCGCAAACGACCAGAAGCAUGUCCUGACACUGCCAAGCACCACGACGGUCGGCGACCUCAAAGCCAAGCUGUCCGCCCCCGAAUACGCAGACAUCCCCGCCGAGCGCCAGCGUCUGAUAUACUCUGGCCGCGUGCUCAAGGACCCAGACACGCUGGGCGGGGUCAAGAUCAAGGACGGCCACACCAUACACCUCGUCAAGGGCGCAGCAAGCAACGUGCGACAGAACCCUGCGAAUCAGGGCACAUCGAGCACUGCAGGCGCAACUGGUGGUUCGUCGGCAUCUCAAGUACCGACCAACAUCGCUGCAGGCACGGGGAAUAACCCUCUCGCGGGCCUCACGGGUGCGCGGUAUGCCGGCUUCCACGGCCUGCCUGGUAUGGACACGUUCGGCCCAGAUGGAGGAAUGGGCCCGCCGCCAACCACAGAGUCUAUGCUCGAGAUGAUGGACAACCCCAUGUUCAUGACGCAGCUGAACGAGGCUAUGAACAACCCCGCAGUGGUCGACAUGAUGAUGCAAAACCCCAUGAUUCGCAACAACCCAAUGCUCCAGAAUAUGCUUAGGAACCCCGAGAUGCGCCGAAUGAUGUUCAGUCCCGAGAUGAUGCGCAUGCAACUGCAGAUGCAGCAGAACAUGGGAGGGAAUCCUGGCGGAUCGAGCUUCCCUGCUCCAGGCGCGACAGACAACACACCACAGGCGGGCUCAACGGCGACUGGCAACCAGGCAAACCCCGCAGCCUCAGCAGACCCAUUUGCUAUGUUUGGUGGAGGAGGUGCUGGGGCUGGGGCUGGGGCUGGUGCUAAUCCCUUUGCUGGUCUCUUCGCAGGAGGUGCGAAUCCACUCGCUCCCCAACAACAACAACAACAGAACCAAAACCCAGCCAACACCACAGGCACAGACUCGAACGCUUCGCAACAACCGCCACAAGACGCUGGAGCGGUACCUGCGAACCCCUUCGGAAACCUCUUUGGCGGGGCGCAAGGCCAGCAGGCAAACCCCUUCGCAGAAGCAGCACAGAACCUGAUGCAGAACCCGGAGGCUAUGCGCUCCAUGAUGCAAGCCAUGGGCGGAGAUGCAGGCGGCGCAGGCGCAGGCGCAGGCGCGAACCCCUUUGCUGCUUUUGGCCAGCCUCCUGCAUCAGCUACAGGCGCGACAGGCGGUGCUGGAGGAGCGAACCCGUUUGCUGCGCUCUUCGGACCCGGCGGUGGUUUCGGCGCGGGAGGAGGAUUUGGCGCACCUCCACCAGCAGACACCAGACCACCCGAAGAAGUCUACGAAUCUCAGUUGAGACAGCUGAACGAAAUGGGGUUCUACGAGUUCGAUCGUAAUGUGGCAGCGCUACGGAGGAGUGGUGGCAAUGUGCAGGGUGCUAUUGAACAUCUCCUUGGGGGAACGUAG
Dothidotthia symphoricarpi CBS 119687 is the source of this 1455-nucleotide messenger RNA. RefSeq lists its product as uncharacterized. The transcript has 3 exons. Lineage: Eukaryota; Fungi; Ascomycota; Dothideomycetes; Pleosporales; Dothidotthiaceae. The coding region runs from base 1 to 1455 and encodes 484 amino acids. Gene Ontology annotation, molecular function: polyubiquitin modification-dependent protein binding. Gene Ontology annotation, biological process: ubiquitin-dependent protein catabolic process. The record is from RefSeq and is a predicted model, not a curated record. Gene Ontology annotation, cellular component: cytosol.